AUGUCAGACGAAGUGUACAUGACAAGGACUAACAAUGCAAUUAACACGGAAACAGAGCGAAGGGUUAAGGCUACUCAGGUGAUAGUGAGCGUAACAAAAGAAAUUCGAUCAGCAAGAAUCGCAUUUGCAAUAGAAUACAAGCGUGAAAAAAUGGGGUAUUUCAAAUUUACACAAAUUCUUGAAACGACGACUGGACCACCCAUUGUGAACGUGAGCUACGCGUACCAGACAAUCCCCACGAAUAAGAGAAGGGAGGAAAAAGAAGAAGAAGAAGAAGAAGCAGAUGAGAAGCAAGGAGAGGAGGAGAAAGAAGGAGAGACGGAAGAAGAAGAAGAGCAUGAGAACGAAGAGAAGGAAGAGAGAGAUCACAUCGAAGACGAAGAAGGAGGAGGUGAUGAUAAUGAUGACGAUGACGGUGAUGUUAACGUUGAUGACGUUGGUGGUGAGGACGAUGACGACGAUGAAAGUGAACUGGAAGAUAAAGAGGACAUUUUAUCUGUAAUCAGGAGGGUUACUGCAAUUCUUGAGGAGAGGAAGGAAGAGCAAGAUGGCGGGGAUGAAGAAGAUGAUGAUGACAGCAGUGGUGCUGAAGAAGAAGAAGAAGAAGCAGAUGAGAAGCAAGGAGAGGAGGAGAAAGAAGGAGAGACGGAAGAAGAAGAAGAGCAUGAGAACGAAGAGAAGGAAGAGAGAGAUCACAUCGAAGACGAAGAAGGAGGAGGUGAUGAUAAUGAUGACGAUGACGGUGAUGUUAACGUUGAUGACGUUGGUGGUGAGGACGAUGACGACGAUGAAAGUGAACUGGAAGAUAAAGAGGACAUUUUAUCUGUAAUCAGGAGGGUUACUGCAAUUCUUGAGGAGAGGAAGGAAGAGCAAGAUGGCGGGGAUGAAGAAGAUGAUGAUGACAGCAGUGGUGCUGGUGACAGUGGAGAUGAUAAUUACAGCAGUGGUGCUGGUGACAGUGGAGGUGAUGAUGAUAGUGAGGACGAUGACGGUGAUGAUGCUAAUGGUGGCUGUGAUGACGAUGACGAAGAUGAGUGGGACUGUGAUAGUGAUGGUGAUGACGCUGACAAAGAAGAAGAGAAACAAGUCGAAAAACAUGUGAAGAUUAAAGAGGAGGAACUAGAAGAUGAAGCGACGAUGGUUAAGGAAGAGAAAGUGGAAGAGGACAAGAAAACAGAAGAAAGAGUGAAGGUCAAGGAGGGGAACAGGAAAAGACAAGAGAGAAGAGAACGAAGCGAAGCUUAA
Messenger RNA from Orbicella faveolata, 1245 nucleotides. RefSeq names its product sarcoplasmic reticulum histidine-rich calcium-binding protein-like. The record is from RefSeq and is a predicted model, not a curated record. NCBI's taxonomy places the organism in Eukaryota, Metazoa, Cnidaria, Anthozoa, Scleractinia, Merulinidae.